This is a messenger RNA of Saccharomyces kudriavzevii IFO 1802, 1908 nucleotides long. RefSeq names its product E1 ubiquitin-activating protein UBA2 (gene UBA2). Gene Ontology annotation, cellular component: SUMO activating enzyme complex; cytoplasm. The record is from RefSeq and is a predicted model, not a curated record. The transcript has a single exon. Gene Ontology annotation, biological process: protein sumoylation. NCBI's taxonomy places the organism in Eukaryota, Fungi, Ascomycota, Saccharomycetes, Saccharomycetales, Saccharomycetaceae. The coding region runs from base 1 to 1908 and encodes 635 amino acids. Gene Ontology annotation, molecular function: SUMO activating enzyme activity.
AUGGCAAGGAAGUCAAAUUUGGUGGCGAUCAUCGGUGAAGAUAGUUUCCAAAAAUUGCGGUCUUCAAGAUGUCUCUUAGUCGGCGCUGGAGGUAUUGGCUCUGAACUAUUAAAGGAUUUAAUCUUAAUGGAAUUCGGUGAGAUUCAUGUCGUCGAUUUGGAUACUAUUGACCUGUCUAACCUAAAUAGACAGUUUCUUUUCCGACAGAAAGAUAUCAAGCAACCGAAAUCUACCACAGCUGUAAAGGCAGUUCAACAUUUUAAUAACUCUAAACUGGUGCCCUAUCAAGGAAAUGUCAUGGACACUUUUACUUUCCCUUUGCAUUGGUUUGAGCAAUUCGACAUUAUUUUCAAUGCCCUUGAUAACUUGGCUGCAAGACGUUACGUCAAUAAAAUAUCUCAAUUUUUAUCACUGCCCUUACUAGAAUCUGGGACAGCUGGGUUUGAUGGCUACAUGCAGCCAAUUAUUCCUGGGAAAACUGAGUGCUUUGAAUGCACAACAAAAGAAACACCGAAGGCAUUUCCAGUAUGUACUAUCAGAUCGACCCCUUCCCAGCCAAUACAUUGUAUUGUUUGGGCCAAGAAUUUUCUGUUCAACCAGCUAUUCGCCUCAGAGGUUUAUACUGAUGAAGACAAUAACAAGGAUUGGGGUACAGACGAUGACGAAGAAAUUAAGCGUAUCAAACAAGAAACUAAUGAAUUGCAUGAAUUGCAAAAAAUCAUAAUUUCCAAGAACGUAUCGCGUAUCCCGGAGAUCCUUCAUAAAUUAUUUAUUCAAGAUAUAAACAAAUUGUUAGCUAUUGAGAACCUAUGGAAAACAAGAACGAAGCCAGUACCAUUGUCACUCUCUCAGAUAAAAGGGUCUAUGAAUACAAGUAAAUUUGACUCUAACUCUAUUGGAACAAUACAGGAGCAAAUUAGCCAUUUCAUCAAAAUCACUGAACAAUUGAUGGAUCGCUAUGCCCGAGAAGAAAACCAUAUUGAGUUUGAUAAAGACGAUGUUGAUACUUUGGAAUUUGUUGUUACAGCGGCAAACAUAAGAUCUCAUAUUUUCAACAUUCCAAUGAAGUCUGUGUUCGACAUUAAGCAAAUCGCAGGUAACAUCAUUCCGGCCAUCGCAACAACAAAUGCUAUCAUUGCCGGUUUGUCAUCUUUAAUCUCAUUACGAGUUUUAAAUCUUCUGAAAUACGCCCCAGUCAACAAUUACACUGACUUAAAUAUGGCUUUCACAGCAAAGGCAAGCAAUUUAUCCCAAAAUCGCUAUCUAUCAAAUCCAAAACUAGCAUCAUCAAACUGUAAUUGCCCUGUAUGCUCCAAAGUUUGUAGAGGGGUCAUCAAAUUAUCUUUCGAUUCCCUGAAGAAACUGAAAUUAUCUCAUCUGAUAGGUUUGAUACGUGACAAAUAUGAGUAUCCGGAGGAUAUCUCGUUACUGGACGCAAGUAAUCAAAGAUUAUUGGCAGAUUAUGAUUUCGAGGACUUAAAUGAUCGCACUCUAUCCGAAGUUAAUCUGGAAAAUGGCUCUAUUAUAUUAUUUUCCGAUGAGAACGAUGAUACGAUGGUUCGUAAAUCCAUCGAAUUAUAUUUGGAUGUUAAUGAUAGAUUCCCUUGCGAUACAUGCAAAUUACCGGAUGUUAGGGUUCCAUUAGUGGCCUCUACUGAUGAUUUAUCAAAAAACGAAGAGGAUGAAGAGAAAGAGGAAGAUAAAGCCGUUGGUACCACUGAUAAUAACAAAGAGAAGGAUGGAAUUGUAAUACUUGGUGACGAUGAAAGUGACAUUGUGAUUGAUACUGAACCCUCAAAUGAUUCAAAGAAGAGGCCGGCCGGCAUUCAGGAGCUUGGCGAACCCAGCAAUAAAAGGAAAAAGUUAGCAAAUGAUCCGGUCAAUUUCGAUCUUGUUGAGCUAGACUAA